AUUUAGCGAUUUCAUUAACCUAAAAACCAUUUCGGUGAAAUGCCUGGCAAGCUUUGUUAGUUGUUUUUUUUUUUGCUAGUAUAAAAGUGGACAGAGUUGUUAGCAGGUUAGCUGCUAGCUUGGUAACGGAGGAACUACACGGCCUGGAGUUUUGUCUAGCCUUGCAACAUUAUGAAUUCGGUUGCUACACAAGAAUAUUAAUCGGUAAUGAUGUUGAUCGGUAAUCGAUCUGUUUGUAAUCUGGAUGCUGCUGUGUAACUCCUUGUUAGCUUGUUGGAGCUUUAACUUGUGUGUUUUAGCUCGGUUAGAAUUCCAGGCCCGAGCUCAGUUAAAGCAUGACAAAAAUGAGCGAAUUUAUUUUCCAAUCAGAUUCUUGUCAGUCUUCUUGUUGUUUUUAGUUGAUAAAACCGAUAAAGAAAGUCGCAUUCAGUGCUGACAUGUCGUGUCUGAAAUCAGGCCUGAUUUUUUUUCCCCCCUUUGUAAACAUGUACAGGCCAGACAGAGUGAGAGACAUUUUGUGAAGGACAUUCACUGACCCUGCGAAUGUAUAAAAAUAAUAAUAUAAGCAAGCAGAUUGUUUAAGGACCAGAAAUCUCCGCUGUGUUAUAUUCAUGUUAAAUGCAUGUUGGUGGUGUUGAUGGCUUUUACGUGUUUGUUGAUCGUCAGCCAGUUUGCAGUGUCGAGUAGCAUGAGGUGUAAUUUGUGUUUAAACACAAGAUGGACUGGGUGAACUUUUGUUUUUCCUGCGUUGCUUUUUCACACGAAUGUGUGUGAAUGAUUCAGGCCAUGCUUGCAGGGGGAAGUAUCUACUGCACGCUCAAAAUGUCGCCAGAGCUCUACGUCACACCCUACUUUGCAUAUUCAUUAAUAAUCGUGAUUAUUUGCAUAUCAAAAACAUGUUACAUGAGGAUUUUCUGAACGAGCUUAGAAGUGAAUUUGUCUUGAAACAGAAAUGUUGAAAUGAGGCACCGUGAACACGUUGACACUGGAGACUCCUUCCGUUCAUGAAAACUUCAUCAGCUGUUCUGUUUUUCUUAAACCACUCAAUUUUUAAUCUGUUCAUAAGAAACUGUUACUAUAGAAAUGUUACUGUAUUACUCACAAAUAUUAACCUGUGAUAUGCAGCUGUGCUACUGUCAGAGCUGCUGCUGUUGUAAAAUUAAUCAACACUUCUGACCAAUCAUGUUAGAGAACUCAACAGCAGUGGGGUAUAAUGGAAUAGAAUUUAUUGCUUAUAGAAAGGAGUGCUUUUUGGUCAUGAAACUGCAAAAAAAAAAAAAAAAAAAAAAAAUCGUGGUAGUCAGUAUUUGGAAAAUAUACAUUAAGGAAAUGGUUACAGAUGCAGUAACUCCUGUUUUAUUACUGUAAAUAUCACCAAGAAGGGAGGUGUGCGGGUGGAAUAGAUAAUGAUCAGUAAUCAGUUGGCAGGAACAAUAGCGACCGUUGAUUGAGUUCUGGGAAUAAUGCUGAUUUGGGCAUUGGGAGCGAUGACAGUCGGUAAUCAGUGUGUUUGGAGCAUUGGUGGUCAGUGAUAUCCAAAAAGUCUCUAGACUUGUGUCUAGGUUUCUUUUAAUAAGUAAUAAAGUUGUGACCAAGUCUAAUGACUGUCAUGGGUACAUUGCAUGUUUUUCCACAUCUUUUACUGCAUCAAACUUUUCUUUAAAGUAAUCAGGAUUGCAUUUAGACUAUUGUCAAUUCUGUUGCUGUGUUGCUUGGAGCUGAGGUGGUUUUAAACUUACAAAAUGGCAGAUGGGACUAUGGAAAAAAAACUAAAGAAUUCCUCAAAGUGAAGUGGUCAGCGUUUGUUUUGGAAGCUGUGAAUUGAAAACUUGGUGCAGAAGUUGAACCUUCUGGAGCAGGAGUGCUAUUUUGAUAGGACUGUAGAGGGGUAUUUAUAGAGCAGCUGAUGAUGGGGUAGUUGUCGUUAACAAAGGGGAAAAUAACCUGUGAAGGUGUUAUGAUCCUAAGCAUGUGGGGUUUUUUUUUUUUUUUGCAAAAAAUGUUUAAAAUCUUCCUGUGUUUAUUCGUUGUAAAGAGUAAUGUCGGAGAAUGUUGGUGACAAGAUCUUGAAAAGAGGUGUGGUGUUCUUAUUGCAGUGUGCAUCCUAUUGAUAAUGAGUCAUGAGUGCGAAAUGGCUGUAAAAUGAAGUUUAGCGAGAUUUUAUUGUGUGCGAAAGAUUUGGUGGCACUUUCUAAGGAAAAUUUCACCCUAGAAAAGAACAAGAGCUUCAUUGUAUUAAUGAGACGUACAAUGUAGCUGGAGGCCAAAUCCCAGAAUGCAGUGCAGCUGCAUGAUGAUGCAUGAUUAUAUUAGUAGGAAAAGUGAUGGUGUGAAAGCUGAUGUUUGACCAGAGUGUACAGGUGAGGAGGCUGACUAAAGCGCUGCCGAAUCAUGUGCUUGCAUUAGUGCUCCUCAACCAUGGAUUCGAAGCCUCGCCGGCUGCCGUUCACGGUCUCAAGCUCCUCUUCUCUCUCUCCAUCGUCCUUCUCGUCCUCGGCUCUGAGUGCCGGCCGGCUCUAUGGCAGAGGGAGCGUGCUGGGGAGCGAGCGCUUCAGCAGGGGCGCCGUGGGAAAGCUAGACUCGGACUACCAGAGCCCUCGUAUCCCAGGAUCCAGCAGGGAUUAUAGCUUGUCUGAGAGCUGCAACUCCAGAUGGAAGAUGUCCAUGCCCCUCUCUUCCUCUUCCUCCACCCCGUCCUCCUCUUCAUCUACACCGUGGACGGAGUCCUCUUAUGGAGGAAGAAGCAAACCUACAAAUGUUGAGUCAGAGAGAGGAGUAGGUUCGUACUCCACUCUUCUCGGCUCAACUCAAGACGAUGAAUCCAAAAGAGCCAAGCUGUCUUACGCAAGUAGAUCGGCGUAUACCAGAACCCCGUCUACAUCUACACCCAGUAACACCUACUCAAACAUGGGUGGCAUUUCAGAUUCCUCGUGGUCUAAAUCCAGCUUUAGCCCUCUGUCCCGAUCCUCUUCAUCCUCUUGGUCAUCAGACGACGAUCUUUGGGCUCGCAGAGACGUGGAGAAGAGGACUGAUUCUGGCCUGUCUGGUCUGGGAGAGGCCAGCUACAGGCCCACGCCAUUGACCUCCUCACUGUAUCGCCCAGAGCGUGUGACAUCCACCUGCGCUCAGGGAGCUCGACCCAAAGAGAGCCUGUACUCCUCAUCUCGCAGGGAGAACAGCACCUCAUCCAGCCGCCGUCUUUCCUCUGACUUUGUCCCGUCCUCGCAAAGGCAGGUCUCUGACUACCAGCCCAGUCCCCGUCUCUCCCGAGAUUCAACGCGAAACUCCACCUAUGAGCCAUUGUCCCUCUCCUCCUGGAGCUUGCCCUAUUUCACACCCCUAUCCACACGCAGCUCUAGCUCGACUUAUCCUGAUCCGGUGCCAAACCCCACCUCUGAGGGCGGUGACUCUGAUGGCAGAAGCACGACCCGUCGGCUGUUGUCCCGCCUCUUUUCUAGGCGCUCCAGCCAGGAAUCGAGCUCCGCCUCUGGUUCCAAUUCAGCCUCGAGAUCUUUUGACUCUGGGCCUGAGGAGGCACCCCCAUGCGAGCCCCCACUUGCAGCCAGAGAACGGGAAAACUCUGAGACGGAGCUGAGGAGCUCCUGGCUCAACUGGAACCGCUGCAACCCGCUGUUCUCCCGCCGAAGGAGAGAGGGACGAGACGAGAGCGCCCGCAUGGACGUGCACUCGUCCACGCACAUCCCUCUCGGCAGCCCUGACGAUGGGAGUAAAUCUUCCACUCAGGAACAGGAAGCAGAGGAGGAGGAGGAGGAUGAGGAAGAUGAUGAAGUGUCUGUGGGAGCAACAGCCGCUCCUCCAACCAGAGCCUCGGGACUCUCCUCCCUCUUGCAGGAAGCUACACGUGUCCCCGGGCGGAGCCCUGGCAUCACCCGGGUGAUGACUGGUCCUCUGUUCCGCAUGCCCCAGAACGUGAUUAUAGGAAUGGAUGCAGCGGUGGCUGGACAGAAUCAGGCUGAGGCGCAAGGGAAAGAGAAACCUGCCCCUUCUAGAGAUCCGGAGAGACUUCGGAAGAUUCAGGAGAGCCUGCUGCUGGAGGACUCGGAUGAAGACGAAGGGGAUCUCUGCAGGAUCUGUCAGAUGGGAGAGACCUCCAGCUUGAACCCGCUCAUCGAGCCGUGCAGGUGUACAGGCAGCCUGCAAUACGUUCACCAGGACUGCAUCAAGAAGUGGCUCCGCUCCAAAAUCAGCUCUGGCUCAACCCUGGAAGCCAUCACUACCUGUGAGCUGUGCAAAGAGAAGCUGCACCUGAACAUUGAGAACUUUGACAUUAAUGAACUCUACAGGUCUCAUGAGAGGUCAGAGUACGAGUUCAUCAGCUGUGGCCUGUACCUAGUGGUUCUGCUGCAUCUGUGUGAGCAGAGGUUCUCCGACGUGCUGGGUGCCGUCAACGAAGCCGGGUUUUUCAACUUGGCGAGAACUCUUCACGAACACAUGGACAAUCUUGAAAACUCCUAUGCUGAAUCUGACGAAGAUGAUGGGCAGAACAGGCCGUCCAUCGACUUCGGUGACCUAGAGGAUGAAGAGGAGGAGUUUUAAUCGUAACCAGGAUCUGUCUCCUGUCGAGUGGCCGUGCAGCCACUUGACUGGGCCUAGCAACGGCACCAUUUAAAAAAUAAAUAAAUAAAUAAAUAAAAUAAAAAAAUACUGUCCGCAGCCCUAAAGGAGGGCUUUCACAAUAUGCAGGGGUGUGUUCACGCGUGUGUCUCACCUCCCCUUAGGAUUUUUGAUUGAGGAUUUACUUUUUUUUUUUCUUUUCUUUUCUUCUUUUCUUUCAGUUUUUAGGUUUUGCAUCUGAAAUUUGCAGAGCACAUUAUAAAGCUUUAUUGAGUGACUAAGUGAAGGACUUUAAGGCUUGUUUGCGUGCGAGCACACCAAACUGGGCUGCAGGUGGAGUGGCGGGCGAAGGUGGCUGAUGGUCAGCAAGGCAAAUCUAACCCUCUGUAGGUGUGUUUUAAGGUGAUCAAUUUGAAUUUAAUGUCAAAGCUGGUUGGGAAAAUAAAUGACCCGUUUUAAUUUCUGUGUUUAUUUUUUUCAUGUGAUAUGGAUUUGCUUUGAAGUGAGUUUCGAUCGAAGAGUAUGAGCGCAUGGUUGGCUGUUCCGUUGUCUGUCUAAUCGUUGCUUUUUAAACAAUGUAAUAUUUGUCCUGCUUACACACUUUUCUCGAUUAUUACAAUAAAUGUUUUUGAUGUACGGAAAUGCAUCACA
This is a messenger RNA of Ictalurus furcatus (blue catfish), 5226 nucleotides long. It is a transcript of the gene marchf7, whose product is annotated as membrane-associated ring finger (C3HC4) 7. NCBI's taxonomy places the organism in Eukaryota, Metazoa, Chordata, Actinopteri, Siluriformes, Ictaluridae. Gene Ontology annotation, molecular function: zinc ion binding. The transcript is spliced from 11 exons. Bases 2419 to 4557 code for a protein of 712 amino acids. The record is from RefSeq and is a predicted model, not a curated record.